GCGCGUAGGUUAUUAUCAACAGCCAAAAAUUCGUCUUUUGAUCAAUGUAAUCAAUAAUUCCCCCCAUCGUCCCUUCUUUCGCUUUUGUGUUUUUUUUUUUUUUUUUGAGGAGGGAAGGGGUGCGUGUGCGCGCGCGUGGCGGCGACGGACAUGCGCGGAGGUGCAGCGAACAUGGCGGCCGCCUGUAUCUGACAGAAACCCACAGCUCCGCCAUCCAAAAGUCGGCGCCUGCGACGCUCGGGAAGAGCUUGUCUGAUUUUCUCUGCUGCUGUGGGAUAACAUCUUGGGCGUCAUGGGUCGAACGCCUCACAAAGAUCAGAAAGAGGAAAAGAAGGAGAGGCCGAGCAUCGGCGCGGGCUCUGCGCUCGACAAAUCUAACGAGCCAUUCAGUUGGGAAGAGUACCUGAGGGAAACCUCGUCCAUUGCGGCCUCACCAACUUGCUUCAAACAGUCCAGAAUCCCCCCCUCUAAUGACUUCAAGGCAGGCAUGAAGGUGGAGGCGCGCGACCCCCGUAACGCCAACUCCGUGUGCAUCGCCACGGUGAUGGGCAUGAUGGGGACCAGACUGCGCCUGCGUCUGGAUGGCAGCGACAACACCAACGACUUCUGGAGACUGGUCGACUCGUCUGACAUACAACCGAUCGGGACCUGCGAGAGGAACGGCGACAUGCUGCAGCCCCCGCUGGGUUUUAGAAUGAAUGCCUCCUCGUGGCCCAUGUUCCUUCUCCGAACACUGAGCGGAGCCGAAAUGGCGCCAGCGUCUGCUUUUAAGAAGGAACCUGCGAGCCCCAUUAAAAACUACUUCAAGCCCGGUAUGAAGCUGGAAGCCGUGGACAGGAAAAACCCUUACUUGAUUUGCCCGGCCACAGUGGGUGAAGUCAAAGGUCAGGAGAUCUUUGUCAUGUUCGACGGCUGGCGAGGUGCCUUUGACUACUGGUGCGCCUUCGACUCCAGAGACAUCUUCCCAGUCGGCUGGUGUGUGUUGACGAAACACAGUUUACAGCCACCUGGAAACUUCUUCACACUUCCCGGCGCGCUCCUCGCCCCCGUUUCGUCGUCCUCGGCCUCCCUCACGACGCGCCGCUCCACCUCCAACUCCUCGUCGUCCGCGAUGCAGACGUCCUACCGACUGCCCAACCCUUUGCCGCCACUGCCCGUUCGCAAGGGUGUCCGAGGCCGGCGUCCCAAGUCGCAGACGAUUGCUCUGUUGAAGGCCGCGGCCGAGGCUGCCGCGGCCGCGGCCGUCAACGGGGCGCCUCAGAGCCCCGUCAGGACCACUCAGCUGGCCCCGAGACCACACAGGAAGCGAGGGCCUAAACCUGGGAGCAAGAGAAAGCCCCGCAUGGCUCAGUCACUGGGCUCAUCAUCAAUUCCAGCUUCUCCUCCGGAGACCAGAUUGAGCACCAGCCACGUCUCGGUAGACAACCACCAUAACAACAACUCAAAUGUAGUCUGCACAGUGUGCGUCUAUGUGAACAAGCACGGCGACUAUGGCCCCCAUCUUGACCGCAAGCUGGUGCAGCAGCUCCCAGACCACUUCGGGCCGGCUCCGGUCAAUGCAGUGCUCCAGCAGGCCGUGCAGGCCUGCGUGGACUGUACGUACCAGCCUUCAGUGCUGCUGUCGUUCCUCCAGAGCCAGUCCCACACAGGAGGAGAGGUCAUCCGAGUGCGCUCCGAGCACGGUAUCCGUUAUGUCAAGCUCCCCUCGGUCUCCAGCGCGUCCACCGUGCUGAGGUUCUUGGAGAACAUGUGCCAGCAUCUGGAGAGCGUCAGUUUGUUCAGCUCGCAGCCUUUCAGUCCAUUCGCCAAAAACACACGCUUCUUUGACAGGACAAAGUCAGAACCGCUGUCUCACACGGAAAAGAGCCCGUCGAACAAUGAUUCCUCAAAGGAUCCCGCUCCCAACACGCGGCCUCCUCACAUAGCGGCGGACUAUCGGGCAACGAAGCGGGAACGGCCCUAUUUCGCCUCGCACUCGCUCACGCCGCCGCCUCUGCAGAGAGUCAGCUCCAACCCGAAUGAACUCGGACAAGCGCCCACGCACAGACGCGUGGAGGCAGCUAGUUCAACAACAGGCCCAGACCACAUGACUCAAGACAAGGAGAGUUCGGGGAACGAUGCGUCUUCCUGGUCAGUUGACGACGUGAUCCGGUUUGUCCAGAAGGCAGACCCGCACACGCUUGGACCACACGUGGAGCUGUUCAGGAAGCAUGAGAUUGACGGCAAGGCCCUGAUGCUGCUGCGUAGCGACGUCAUCAUGAAGUACAUGGGACUGAAGCUGGGCCCCGCGCUCAAACUCUGUCAUCACAUUGAGAAGCUGAAACAGACCAAACAGUAAAAAAAAAAAAAAAAAAGAGCGACACGUUCUCCACUCGCUGGAAAACACAAACACAAGUACGUGUUCUUGUACAGGGAUGAAGCACUGACAGAAGCCACCGCGUCGUCUGUCUUUGCACUGUUUUAAUGUCGUGUACAUACUGGAUGUACAUUUGGGGAGUUUUAGCGGUUUGCAGGAUGUUGAUAUGUCCUUGGUGGUUUUUUUUGUUUUUUUUUUUUUUCACCCAAACUCUCAUGCUGGUAAAUUCAAUUUUUAGGACAAAGAAAUGAACCACAAAUGCGAGGGUGUCCAAACUAUCCAUCCAUUUUUCUUAGCCGCUUAUCCUCACAAGGGUCGCGGGGAGUGCUGGAGCCUAUCCCGGCUGUCAUCGGGCAGGAGGCGGGGUACACCCUGAACUGGUCGCCAUCCAAUCGCAGGGCACAUUUAGACAGACAACAGUCGUACUCACAAUCACACCGAUGGGGCAAUUUAGAGUGUCCAAUUAAUGUUGCCUGUUUUUGGGAUGUGGGAGGAAACCGGAGUGCCCCGGAGAACGUGCAAACUCCACACGGGCGGGUCCGGGAUCGAACCCGGGCCCUCACAACUGUGAGGCCAACGCCUCACAGCUGGUCCACCGUGCCGCCCAAGUCUAAACUCGAGAUGUCACAUUUGCAGCCUUAUGGUCAUUUUGGUUUUUGAAUUUUUUUGACAUGGUCUACAUUGCUAUUUCAAAUAAAAAAUGAAAAAACAUUGAUUUUCUGAGCUGCUUAUCCUCACAAGUGUCGCCGGACUGGUGGAGGCUAUCACAGCUAUAUUUGGGCACACCCAGAAAUGAUUGCCAGCCAAUCGCAAGGGCACAUGCAAAAUUGUAUCAAAACUUGUCCCGUGCCCUGGCGAAUAACAAAAGCAGAAACACUUUCCGCCGCUAUCUGCUGUAAAGAUCCGAUUUGUGGACUUAUCAUUUUAUUACUUCUCAAUAAAGGUUUUUUAAAUAACUUAGUUUAAUACAGAUUGCCACGCUCGGCGCAGGGGCGGACGUAUCCAAGUGAGAUAAAGGGGCCGUGGGCCACCAAAGUCCUGAAAAAUCACAAUCAGAUUGUUUUAUCACCUUUAACAGAAAGCGUGAACAUAUUGCAGUUUUUAAAAAAUAAACGACGGAGCAGUGAAAGCCCUUUUAACAAAUUUACUGCAAGUCGAAGUGGCCCUCUGAGGAAAAAAAAAGUUUGGACACCCCUGCACUUACCAGUUUUUAAUAUUUUGGACUUUUUAUUCAGUUUGAAGAAAUAAAACAUCCAAAAAUACAAGUUAUAGAUCAAGUAUUUUGGUCUUGGGGGGUGGAGGGGGUGGGGGGGGCGCUCAUGACCUCAGCAUUGUUUGCUCUGAUAUAAACUUAUUUUUUUACAUUACCAAACAUUUACUUUAGAUGAAAGCGUUGCAUUUUUUUUUUUUUUUAGCAUUAGCCGAAAAUGUAAUUAGCAUCCGAUACGUGUGCAGAGGCAUGUUUUUUUUUUUUGUUUUUUUUUUUGUAUUAUUCAGUUUGCCUUAGCAUGGACAACAUUAGGCCGUUAUUUAAUUGCAUUUCUUUGAAGAACGUAACCUCAGACAGACACUGUAGCUUCGCCGUUUCGACAUUUUGACGCCGACGACGGGUGAUGUUCGCUACCGUUGCAAUAACAUUUCGGACUGAUUCCUUUUUAGGGUGUGAUACAUCCUCGAGUAACGAUACAGUACUUGAGUGCUGCAGUCGUGUGCGCAGGUGAGGAGUGAGAGCGGGAAUUGUCCAAGUGUUGGAGGUAGGGGGGUCAUUGUUUGAAACCGCUCUGUCGUUUUGCUGAACUUCUCGCACUACUCUUUGCUAUUCCAAAAAACGUAUUACUCGUCCCCGCUCCGAAAGUUUCACCUUGAGUUCGACCUUUAUCGUAUUACAUUUUGACAGUUGCACACGCGUAACACCUGUGACGACUGGAAACCUCGCGAGUGUUGCUAUGGAAAUAAAAGCCAGGUACAGUAAUUUACCGCCGUCGCUGUACGAAAAGUGUUCCCGAGACAGAAUGCCAAACGUUUUCCUUCAUCAUUUCGUCGCGUAACAAAGUGUAUCAAGCCUGUGAAUAUUCUCGUUCAUCCCGGUGAUUGGAUUUUGUCAGGGCAUUGAAUUGAACCGAUGGCAGCUGGACUGUUUUGAACGUCCCAAAAAAUCAUUUCGCCGCUCAUCCGAGCAGUCAAUUGGUGCGCGCGGGACGACCCGAGUGUCGGUGUGAAAAUUCCUUUCGAAAGACAUUCAAUAAUUCCGCCUCGUAGCCGCUUUUGGACUCCGGGUGCAACCACUGUUACAACCGGAGCGGGGGUCGGGAACCUUUUCGACUGAGAGAGCCAUAAAGGCCAUCCAUCCAUCAGUUUUAUUUGCCGCUUAUCCUCAUGAGGGUCGUGGGGGAGUGCUGGAGCCUAUCCCAGCUGUCAUCGGGCAGGAGGCGGGGUACUCCCUGAACUGGUCGCCAGCCAAUCGCAGGGCACGUCGAGACAAACAGCCACACUCACAAUCGCACCUAGGGGCAAUUUCGGGUGUCCAAUUAAUGUUGCAUGUUUUUGGGAAUGUGGGAGGAAACCGGAGUGCACACCCGGGAGGAAGUCCACGCAGGCACGGAGAGAACAUGCAAACUCCACACAGGCGGGUCUGGGAUUGAACCCGGGACCUCAGAACUGUGAGGCCAACGCUUUACCAGCUGACCCACCGUGCCGCCCCCAAAAAAGCCAAAUAUUUUAAAAUGUAAUAUCAAACGAGCCAUACAGUAUUUUAAAAACUAAGUAUAGGUGUUUUUGCGCAUUUAUGUUAGACCAACACUAAGUCUCUGAAUUAGCGUAAUUUCCUGCCUACAGAGCGCACCUGAUUAUAAGACUCACCCAGUACAUUUGUAACGGAAAUACCAUUUGGUACAUACAUAGGCCGCAGCCGUGUAAAAGCCGCAAGUGCCCACAUUGAAACACGAGAAAUUCACAAACCGGUAACGCUAGCCAAAAGAGCCAGGUUAUGGCUCGCGGGCCGUAGGUUCCCCACCCCCUGAAAUAGUGUUAAAAUACUAAAAAAAAUUUAAAAAAAAAAAUCAUCGUCAAUUUGAAUGAUUCAAGUCGCCGCCAAAUGUUACGUGGCUUUCGAUUUGUGAAAAAUCAAGACUGCCCUCAAACACUGGGCGAAAAAAAACCCACAAAAAAAUACGACGACCAUAAUUCAAUGCCCUGCGAAACAUAAAUCCAGUGUAAGUGCUUCCAAUUUCCAGUUUGAAAGGACUGGAUUUUUUUUUUCCUUCUAAUUUCUUACCUGCAAUUGUUAUUUUUUUUUUUUAAGGCACCAGAAAGCCUUUCAAACCAAAUCCGAUGUUUUCUUUCUCCCCGUCCCACACUACGUUGCUCUCCGUAGCGGCGCCGCGUCGUCGUAAAACUCAGGUUGAAGUCGGUUCUUGGGGGGAUGCUUCGCAAUUGUUUGUUUGUUUGUGUUCAUGCUACAUUGUAGAGGAGCCAUAAUAUAACCAAGUAUGUAUAUUUGAAAUGCCUUGUCAUUUAAUGCCCCUGCAGCAUUUUGUGUCAAAACUUUUUACUCUGCUCAAAAAAAAAAAAAAUGUUUUGUUAUAUGUCUGAUAUGCAUUCAAACAAUUAAACAUUUUCACUUAUCA
This is a messenger RNA of Syngnathoides biaculeatus (alligator pipefish), 5982 nucleotides long. RefSeq names its product Scm polycomb group protein like 2 (gene scml2). The coding region runs from base 293 to 2338 and encodes 681 amino acids. Gene Ontology annotation, molecular function: protein binding. The transcript is spliced from 14 exons. The record is from RefSeq and is a predicted model, not a curated record. Gene Ontology annotation, biological process: regulation of DNA-templated transcription. Gene Ontology annotation, cellular component: nucleus. NCBI's taxonomy places the organism in Eukaryota, Metazoa, Chordata, Actinopteri, Syngnathiformes, Syngnathidae.